Miscanthus lutarioriparius is the source of this 276-nucleotide messenger RNA. The record is from the annotation of a GenBank genome assembly. Lineage: Eukaryota; Viridiplantae; Streptophyta; Magnoliopsida; Poales; Poaceae.
AUGACGCCAAUGGCGGAGGGAGACGCCCCCGUGGCCAUCGACAGCGAGGUAGAGCAGAGCAAGUAUACCGGUUUGAACGAGCAACUUGCAGAAGCAACUCAUGGACUUAGACAGAUGAGAGGUGAAGACCUUGAGGGAUUGAGUGUGGAGGAAUUGCACCAAAUGGAAAGGAAACUUGAAGCAGGACUGCAUAGAGUGCUUAGUACAAAGGAUCAGCUAUUCACACAACAAAUCAGCGAAUUACAACAAAAGGUGAGAAAUGAUUAUAUAACCUGA